Entrophospora sp. SA101 is the source of this 795-nucleotide messenger RNA. The record is from the annotation of a GenBank genome assembly. NCBI's taxonomy places the organism in Eukaryota, Fungi, Glomeromycota, Glomeromycetes, Entrophosporales, Entrophosporaceae.
AUGAGUUUACAAGUUAAAGAGAUCUUGUGUCAUGAGACAUCUAAAUAUCAAGAUGUUUUAAUAUUUAAAUCUGAGACAUAUGGAAAUGUACUGGUCUUGGAUGGUGUAAUACAGUGUACUGAACGUGAUGAAUUUGCUUAUCAAGAAUUGAUUACGCAUAUUCCAAUGACUUGUCACCCUAAUCCUAAAAAGGUUUUGGUGAUUGGUGGAGGUGACGGAGGCGUUAUUCGUGAAAUUGUAAAACAUGAUUCAGUUGAAGAAGUUACAUUAUGUGAGAUUGAUGAGGCAGUAAUUAGAUUAUCCAAGAAGUAUCUUCCAGAUAUGGCAGUUGGAUUUUCUCAUCCAAGGGUUACUAUUCAUAUUGGCGAUGGAUUUCCUUAUCUAAAAGACAAACAAAAUACUUUUGACGUCAUCAUUACUGAUUCCUCUGACCCUGUUGCAGAAUCAUUAUUUCAAGCAGAAUAUUUUGGGUUAUUGAAAAAUGCAUUGCGUGAAUGUCAAUGGCUUCAUCUUCCAUUAAUCUCUGAAGUUCAGGGAUAUUGUAGAUCAGUAUUUAAAGUAGUUGAUUAUGCAUUCACCACGAUUCCCACAUAUCCUUCUGGUCAAAUUGGUUUCAUCUUAUGUGGAAGAGAUGAUAACGUUGAUUUUAGAAAACCAAUUAGAACUUGGUCAGAAGAAGAAGAAGCCAAGUUAUUUAAGUAUUAUAAUUCAGAAAUUCAUAAAGCUGCUUUUGUCUUGCCUCAAUUUACUAAAAAUUUUUUGAAAAGUGCUGAUGAUAGGAUGAAAUAUCUAUAG